UGUGAAGCCAGUGGAAUUGUGAAUAAACAAAAAGUUGUAUAUCAAUAAACAAUCUAAACAUUCAAAAUGGAAGAAAAAGAUAAUGUACCUGGUGACGUUAAGGUAGAGCAAGCAGAAGUGAAAACCCGUGUUGAUCUAGACAAGAUCUUAGUAGAAGAAAUCGGUCAAUUUGGAUGGUUCCAGCUACGGACGUGGGCGUUGGCGGCAAUCGCUGUAAUAUUUAGUGGAUUUGCGUCCGCUGAAUAUGUGUUCACGACGGCGAGAAUUAACACCAGGUGCCUCAUCCCGGAGUGUGAAUCUACAGACCAGCCCAUCGAGUUCGCACCGUCAUGGAUUUUAAACGCUAUUCCUCCUUCUGGCUCCUCAUUCGAUGGCUGCCAGCGUUUCGCCAACGUUUCGAUUUAUCAGCUCGAUGACGUUUGUCCUGCUAGUCUGUUCGACUCUAGCAACGUCGUGGAUUGUGAGGAGUACGUCUAUGAGAAUACUGACACUGUUGUCUACACUUUCGGGCUAGCAUGUCGGGAUUGGCAGCGCUCCUUCAUUGGUACUGCGAGUGCGUUUGGAACACUAGCGUGCUUACCUAUUACGGGAUUCGUAUCGGACCGAUGGGGGCGGCGUACGGCGCUGAUUAUCAAUGCUAUUAUUCGUGCUUCUCUUGGCCUGAGCCGUUCGUGGACGAACACAUAUGUGGGUUUCACUCUACUGGAAUUCCUUGAAGCCGCCUUAGGUGGUGGCGUCUUUACUUGUGCUUAUAUUUUAGUGAUGGAGAUGGUUGGACCUCGGAUGCGUGUCGCGUUUGGAACUUCCAUGAACUCCUCUUUCUCGGUCGGCUGCGUCAUCGCUGGCCUAUUGGCCUGGGCUUUCAACGACUGGCGCGACUUUACCCGCGCUUUAUAUAUCCCAAUGUUCAUCAUUAGCUUCUCCCUCUGGUUCGUCCCCGAAUCAGUCCGCUGGUACAUGAGCAAGGGACGUUACCAAGAAUCUGAGACUGUUCUCAAAACAGCAGCAAGAAUUAACGGAAGACAACUGUCAGACAAGUCGUUGGAAGCUUUGAGGGAAUCAGUGGAAGAAGAGAAGAGGAAGAAUGAGAUGGAAGCGGAGAAUAAAAAGAAAGAGCCGUGGUUAAUAGUUCAAGUGUUCAGACAUAAACCAAUCUUGAUACGGUGUUUAGUGUCGCCUUUCUGGUGGAUAACCUUUACUAUUGUUUACUACGGGUUGUCCGUAAAUGUUGUGAACAUAUCAGGGAACCGCUAUUUGAACUACGUGGCGGUAUCUGCUGUGGAGAUUCCUGGCUAUUGGACGUCAAUGUUCUUGUUGGGCAUCAUUGGGAGGAAGCCGGUGCUCAUCGCCGCAUUUUGGGUCUGCGCCGCCUGCCAAGCGGCAUAUGUUUUCAUGCCUGACGGUUAUUACGAUUUUUCCCUGGCGGUGUACCUGAUCGGCAAGUUCUCCAUCGCCAUGGUGUCCGCAGGGCUGUACGUGUAUACAGCGGAGUUGUAUCCUACCAGAAACCGCCACAGUCUGCUAGGUUACUCCUCCAUGGUCGGAAGGAUCGGGUCUAUUCUAGCCCCCCUCACUCCAGCAAUGGGCAACUCCACAUUUGACGAGCUACCGUUUGUCAUAUUCGGUUGCUUUGCGCUUCUCUCUGGGUGCUUAGUUUUCAUCACGCCAGAGACCCUCGGUGCCAAAUUCCCUGACACCAUGGAGGAAGCUUCGAAUAUUGGCAAGAAGAAAGAUGGCACUAAAUAA
Cydia splendana is the source of this 1746-nucleotide messenger RNA. Its product is annotated as organic cation transporter protein-like. The transcript is spliced from 7 exons. Lineage: Eukaryota; Metazoa; Arthropoda; Insecta; Lepidoptera; Tortricidae. Bases 67 to 1746 code for a protein of 559 amino acids. The record is from RefSeq and is a predicted model, not a curated record. Gene Ontology annotation, biological process: transmembrane transport. Gene Ontology annotation, molecular function: transmembrane transporter activity. Gene Ontology annotation, cellular component: membrane.